AUGAACUCAGAGAACGAGGACCCUUCACGGGGACACAACACUUCCGGCCAAGUUCCACCUCAGCACACACAGCAAAGCAUAUCAACAACUGCUCAAGAGUCCAUUGCCCGAGAUCUCGAAGACAGCGAUGUCGCCGAAGAAGCAGAAGAUGCAACACCCUCUUCUCCUUCCACCAAUGUCACCAUAACGCAACACUCGCUUGGUGGCAAGAACAGACAGCCUUCCAUUGUCCCCAGUGGCCCACACCCGUUCUUGGGCCUCGCUUCUUCCGGAUCCGAGCUUGUCGAGCCCAGCAAGGAAGAACGCCAUACGGCCCUCGAAGAGGAGAGAGCAUUGCUGGAGGACAACCAUCUCAUCUCGCCACAGCACUCCCAGCGGCGGGCUAGCCAUACUUCUCACCACUCUACUACAAAGCAGCACAACUCGACAGACGGACCUUCUCCCUCGGAUCCUUUGGAGUCCACCCCCCUCCUCUCAACCCUCACCCCCUCCCCCACCGACCCCGAAGCCCUCGCCCAAAAAUGGGAAUCCGCCCUCACGUCCGCCUCCCUAACCACCACCUUCUCCCGCGAAACCCGCACCCUCUUCUCCUACGCCUUCCCCCUAAUCCUCACCUUCCUCCUCCAAAACAGCCUAACCCUGACCUCCAUCUUCACCGUCGGCCACAUAUCCCCGACAGCCCUCGGGGCCGUGUCCUUGGGGACCAUGACGGCGAAUAUAACCGGCUACGCCGUUUUCCACGGACUGUCUACCUCCCUCGACACUUUAUGCGCGCAAGCGUACGGGAGUGGGAAGAAGACGCUUGUAGGGCUGAGUCUGCAGCGAAUGGUGGUUUUCUUGUGGGUGGUGACGGUGCCGAUUGGGGUGGUGUGGGUGUGUGCGGAGGGGAUUUUGAUGCGCAUUGUUCCCGAGAAGGAGAUUGCGGUGUUGGCGGGGCGGUAUUUGAGGGUGUUGGUGUUGGGGGCGCCGGGGUAUGCGGCGUUUGAGAGUGGGAAGAGGUAUGUGCAGGCGCAGGGGCGGUUUGCUGCGACGUUGUAUGUGCUGCUCAUCGCCGCACCGUUGAAUGUGUUCCUGCACUGGCUCUUCGUCUGGAAACUGUCCUGGGGCUUCAUCGGCUGCCCAAUCGCCAUCGUAAUAACCGAAACCCUCCUCCCCCUCCUCCUCGCCGCCUACGUCCUCCUGCACCCCACCAGCCUCGAAUGCUGGCCCACCCCCACCCGCGCAAUCUUCCACAACUGGGGCCCCAUGAUCCGGCUGGCUCUUCCGGGCCUCGUAAUGGUGAUGGCCGAAUUCCUCGCCUUCGAAAUCCUCACCCUCGCCGCCGCGAACUUCUCCGCAACGCACCUGGCUGCUAACACGGUCCUGCAGAGUUUGUCGGUGUUUACGUAUAAUUUCCCUUUCCCGCUGGCGAUAGCGGGGAGUACGCGGGUGGCGAACUUGAUCGGGGCGGGUUUGCCGGAUGCUGCGAAGGUGACGGCGAGGGUGAUGUUUGUCGGCGGAGCGCUGAUUGGGGUGGCGAAUAUGCUUGCGUUGAGUUUGGGGCGGCACUGGGUUCCUACGUUGUUCACGGGGGAUCAGGAGGUUAUUGAUUUGGCGGCGAAGAUCUUACCGAUUAAUGCGGCGUUUCAGCUCUUCGACAGCCUCGCUGCGCAGUGCAACGGCGUAAUGCGAGGGCUGGGCAAGCAGAGUGUAGGUGGGAUAGCGAGUCUGGUGGCUUUCUAUGUGGUGGCGCUGCCGAUUUCGUUUGGGACGGGGUUUGGGUUGGGUUGGGAGCUGUAUGGGUUGUGGGCGGGGCCGGCGAUUGGAUUGUGCGUGCAGGCGGGGAGUGAGGGGUUGUUUAUUUGGAGGACGAGUUGGAGGAAGGCGAGUGAGGAGGCUGCUGCUAGGAACGCUGCUGGGUGA
Molecule: messenger RNA, 1902 nt
Organism: Saxophila tyrrhenica
Lineage: Eukaryota; Fungi; Ascomycota; Dothideomycetes; Mycosphaerellales; Extremaceae
Exons: 2
Coding region: 1-1902 (633 amino acids)
Biological process (GO): xenobiotic detoxification by transmembrane export across the plasma membrane
Cellular component (GO): membrane
Molecular function (GO): antiporter activity; xenobiotic transmembrane transporter activity
Source: RefSeq, a predicted model, not a curated record